AUAACAACUCCAUGGCGGACAUGGCGGACAUGUGAAUUGCGGUUACGUGUUUUCAAUGACACUAACCAACCCCGAAAGAUAUUCAAUGUAUGUUAAAAUGAAAAUUGUGCUCAUGACUGACUUCGUUUGAGGAUCUUGUUUAACACAUGUCAACAGCUGUAGUUUUAUAUGGCGAAGUCGGGAUGUGUGCACGCUGACGACAGAACUACAGGAACUUCGAAGAACAUGAAAUUCCGAAUUGUUUGUUCGGGUGAAGAUGAUGUUAGAAACGGGAUAGCUUUAAAUCUGUCCGGUUUGCUGACAAGUACGGAACCAAAACCUGCAUUUUCAGGGAUAUUGUCUAUAAAUGAAAUCCAAGACAUACCAAAUGCAUGUACCUUUUUGGAGAGUGAGUUUGAUGGGACUACAAUAUUUAUUUUGGAUAGAAGGCUUAUGUCCCUUGCACAAUACAGAAAGGCAUUCAGAAUGUUCAAAAAAAUAACGGAAUUUCUGUCCCCUCUUUAUAGGGGCCAUAUUCUCCUUAUCAACCAUGAUGUCCCGAGGGAGGAUUUGGAAGAAUUUAAGAAGGACUUUGAUCUAUCAGAUGACUUUGAGCAGGCCCUUGUACACUGUUCCGAUCAUGAACUAAUUAAUAUUGCAGACCAUGCCUACAGACUGAUGUCUCGCCCUGGCCCCACAGAGUCGGAAGAAGAAUAUGUGAGUCUUCCUCCUGGGAUAACUGGAAAUCUAAGGUUUCCAUCCCUGGAAUCUAAUGACUGGCAAAGGAUGAGUGUAACCUCUUUACAGAAUAAUCAGACGAUGCCCAAGCUACCAUCAUACUACUUAAGGCAGUUCUCCACACCAGAUUCGGCAUCAAGUGGUGAAAGCUAUAACAACUACAACAGAAGGCCUAUGGAACACCACUGUUCCAUGUCCUCUGGUGAUUCAGUGAGUGGGGCUCGGAUGUCCCCAGUCGGAGACUCAGCCCCUGUGUCUCUCAAGGGGCAAUCAAGGUCCGUGCCUAUGUCAAGGUCAACAAAAGCCCAACAGGAUCCAAUAGAAUUCAGGUCUGAUCCUGCAAGACCACCGGUGGUUGGAUAUAACCCUGAUCAUGUGACAAGAUAUAACCCUGGUCAUGUGACAGGAUAUAACCCUGGUCAUGUGACAGGAUAUAACCCUGGUCAUGUGACAGGAUAUAACCCUGGUCAUGUGACAGGAUAUAACCCUGAUCAUGUGACAAGAUAUAACCCUGGUCAUGUGACAGGAGAUAACCCUGGUCAUGUGACAGGAUAUAACCCUGGUCAUGUGACAGGAUAUAACCCUGGUCAUGUGACAAGGCAGUUAACUGGGCAGACACUACCACAAAGAAUGCCUGAACAAAAUCAAGAAAGCAGCUUUUCGUCAGAGGAGAUGUUUGUGUCAAAUUAUCAAGGACAAGUAGAGGAAAAUAUACAGCAUGUUCCCAAUCCUGGGGUCAUGUCGAUGAACUCAGUCGACAGUGGGAACUACAGUAGAGGGUCUGCAGGUCUAAAUUUCCUCAGACAGGAGCCACUAAGUUCACAUACAAACAGUGAAAUAGUGUCGUCAUACGUCCGCGGAGACAUGGACCAUUUACUGGAAGAUAUCGGAGAAGAUGGAUUAUCCAAAUCCAUGUUUGAUACCAAUAGCCGAGGUCAGCCUUUAUCUUCAGGGCCUGUUGUUCCCCCAAGUACAACAGGAUGUAAUGACUAUUAUAUGGAUGAGUCUGUACCUCAAUUUCCAACAUGCGGUCCUACAGCUUUAAAUCAGUUAAGUGGAGAUUGUGUUAAGAAAAAAUCUGACAGCAUACCAUCCAUCGAGUCAAAUACAGUCAACUCAAUGAUAAUGAGUGAUGUUAGUGGGAAGUUAAAUAACAGUGGAAACAGCUUCGGAGGUCAUCAGCAUCAAAGGUCACUCCAGGGUCAGAGGUCACAGCAAAACCAAGGGUCAUUCCAAGGUCAAGGACUCCAGCAGCAGAUGCAACAGCAAGGUGAAGGUUUAAACCAUGAAGAAGGGCCACAGAGAGGUCAAGAGUUAAACCAGAGUCACAUGUUACCAUGUCAAAGGUCAUUUCAUGGACAGAGUUUACAAGGUCAAAUGGUAAACCAAAUGCAAAGGUCACAGGGUCAGAUAUCAGCACAGCAACAGCUGUCACAGGGUCAGAGUUCUUCAGGACAAUUAGCGGUUCAGAUCCAGAUGAACCAGAUUGUGACAGGAAUGUCUAACAUAAAAUUUACAGAACCUACUGCCAUCACAUCAUUUAAAGCUGAGGAUCAAAUUGAUGGAAUAUUACAGGCAUACACCAAUCAGAUGUGUGUCCCAAAUAUUGUCACUCACAGUGGUCAGGGUAAUCCCAACCAAACAAUGGCUACAAGCACCACAAACCUGGGUAGGCAAGGGACGCAAACAAUGGCUACAAAUGCCACAAAUCUGGGUAGGCAAGGGAUGCCAACAAUGGCUACAAACUCUACAAACCUUGGUAGGCAAGGGAUGCCAACAAUGGCUACAAACUCCACAAGCCUGGGUAGGCAAGGGAUGCCAACAAUGGCUUCAAAUGUCACAAACCUUGGUAGGCAAGGGACGCAAACAAUGGCUACAAAUGCCACAAACCAUGGUAGGCAAGGGGCACAAACAAUGGCUACAAACUCCACAAACCUUGGGAGGCAAGGGAUGCCAGCACCGGCUACAAAUGCCACAAACCUGGGUAGGCAAAGGAUGCCAGCACCGGCUACAAAUGCCACAAAUCUGGGUAGGCAAGGGAUGCCAGCACUGGCUACAAAUUCCACAAAUUUGGGUAGGCAAGGGAUGCCAGCACCGGCUACAAAUGCCACAAAUCUGGGUAGGCAAGGGAUGCCAACAAUGGCAACAAAUUCCACAAACCUGGGUAGGCAAGGGAUGCCAACAAACCUACAGAACAAGACAAGGCAGGGGGAUUUAUGUAUGCCAAGUAUACAGAAAAAUUUGGUAUCCAAGGGAGAUCAGCAGACCGUAAAGAUGUGCAGCAUGCAAAAUGUGCUUGACCCGAGGAUGGCCUCACCACAGGGCAUGACCUCACCACAGGGCAUGACCUCACCACAGGGCAUGACCUCACCACAGAUGAUGACCUCUUCACCCCAAAGCAUGCCCACCAUGCAGGAGACAGGGAUGAAUUUACUGUCCAGAUCUAGAGGUGAUGGGAUGUCCAGAGGAAUGCGGUCUCUACCAGACAAUUUACAAUCACAGACGGCUGGCUACCUCCAGCCUAACAUCAGGCGUGGGGAUGUAGACAACCAUUCAAGCAUGCAGUCGGAAACAGGUAACAGACUGACAGAUGAUCAAUGGAAUGGAGUCAAAGAUUCAUCCCAACAGGUUGAGAGGGAAAUGAGGCCCAAUGAUAUGGGGAAUUCUAACAGUCGCCGUGGACGUGAUGAUGGUGCCUCAGGCGGUACAGUUCCCGUGGUUACCAAUGAUGCUAUGGGGGCGGAGAAUCAGGUCGAUAUCCAUGAACUAGCCCACCCUGUCUUUGUGUACAUUCAAAACCAGCUGGAUUGCUCUCAGAUGUAUAACUGGAAGGAUCUUGCAGAUCUGCACCAUCUCAACUAUCGUCAGAUCCAGGAAAUUGAACAGUUGUGGAAACAUCGUAGGAUCGAUAGUCCUUUCGAGUACCUAAUCCGCACUUUCCAACGGUACAGUGUCCAGCAACUCCGGGAUGACCUAGAAAAGAUCCCACGCUGCGACAUACUGGAUCGUUUGAAGAAGAUGGAAAUUGAGGGAAAGUUACCCCCUGGUUGUGCUGGACUGUUUACACAGCCUCCAUGAGAGGACAGCAGAAAAAAAUCCUUUUUUAUAGGGUUUUGGUUCAUUAGACUUAUCUGGCCCGGUGUAUAUAGAAAUAAAUGUAAAGUCCCUGAAGGCCAGUUGACGCUUUCCUUACAUGUAUUUAAGAUGCUUGUACUGAAUUCCUGUACAAAUUACUUAAGAAUAUAGAAAGAACAAUCAUGUAUGUAAAGUAUUAAGAAACCAAAAACAAAGGCAAUAUAAAAUACUGCUGAAUGAUGAGUACAUUUUUCUUAAAUUUAAAGUUUAUUUAUUUUACAACAUUUGUGAAACUUUAAUUAAUCAAUGUUGUUGGCCUGGAUGGUAACACGUGAGUGGUCUAACUGCGGGAGGAAACCGCAGUACCCGAGAUACCCCUUGUGCUUGGGCACCUAGGUGAUCCCUAGUUACGUGAACCAUUUUACGUCUGAUCAGGGAAUCAAAUUCCGGCCAUCUAGGACUAGGAGAAAGGCAAGUGUGAUUCCACUGUGCCUCUCGAUUACCCGACAUUUAUUGUCAGAAGUUUCCUGGAGAGAAUGUUUGUCUUUGGUAAAAUGACUGAAUGAGAUUUGUACUUAAUCAUAGUCUACACCAUGUAGACCCAGACAAUAUUUAUCUGGUUUGUCCCAAGGACCAGUAUCAUAUUAUUCCAGCUCUAACGGAUCCAAUGGUUCCGUUUUAGUUUCCUUUUCAAAGAAAAGUGGAGCUAAAAUGAAAUCCCCAGUGUCAAAGUCAGCACGACUAGGUUAAAAAUUUGAUGCAAAUAAUGAAAUAUUCUUAUACAAGUGUAAAUAUGUAAUUAGAUGUGAUCUGGAAUGCUGAUGUUUAGCAUGAGGGCAAGGGUGUAUCAUUACAUUUUUCUAUUUCAAGACAUUAGAGCGACAAUGAUUGAUAUGAAGUAGAGGGUGUUCAGCCUGGGGAUAUAUAAGGAUGGGAGAAGUAAUGCAACAUUCCUGAAGUAAGAUUAUUGCAUGCAUUGAUUUUGCAUGAAAAACUAGCAGAGUCAAAAAUUUUUUUUUUUUUUGCUGGUAUGAUCAUUUUAGCAGUAUGAAUUAAGGUACCACAGUAAUUGAGAUGGGGAUCAUACAUUUCUACUGGUAUGGGUUGUAUUAAAUCCCAGUCACACCUGGCUUACAACCAGGAUAUGACCCACCGCAGCCUGUGGCUGAUGUUUUUGAAAUUGCAGCAAGUUGCUGACAGAUUAUGUGAUUGUAAGCUGAGGUUGUAGGUGAUCGUUAUGAAAAUUAGUCACAACAAGGUCUAAUAAUGUUCAAAACUGAUAUUAAGUUGUAUGUGAUCGUAGCUACAUUGUACUUUGCUCUCAGUCAUGUGACCAGUCCUACAUGAACUCACCACCAGUCAGGAAUGAUUGUAGGUUAUUUUACAUUUUGUCGUACCACCUUUAAGCUGGUUGUACCACCUUACAACUGGUCAUGGCACUUUAAAACUGGUUGUACCACUUAACAACUGGUUGUACCACUUUACAACUGGUUGUACCUCUUUACAAUACAACUGGUUGUACCUCUUUACAACUGGUUACUACUGGUUGUGCCACUAAUUAACAACUGUUCAGGUGGCCUGUGACAAUUGGCCACCUAUUGUGCAACUGAUACAAAGUGGUACCACCAACCUAUACAUGCCCUGACUGGUCGCACAACCUUUUUUCGAUGCUGACAUAAAGAUGGCAGACGAUCUGGAUGUUACCUGAGCUAGUGCAGCCACAGAUAAUUACAAAUUACUGCAGAUUGUGCUUACAAGAUGAAAUCGCAACAAGAAUUGGUUGUAUUUCAUAGAGAUUGUCACUAAGGAAGGGUUCAGUUUUCUUUAGUUUGUAUCAUGCAAUUAACAUGCCAUAUCGUUGCCUAUUCCAAGGUUGUUGUUUUUUUAAUCAUGUUUUUCCUAUUUAGCCUUUUUUUAGCCAAGUGUGAUUCUCUGAUGAUAAAUUAUAACACCUCGUUUUGUAAAAUCACCAUUUCACUGAAGAAUGAAGAAUGUAUAUUGUUCAAGAAUGAUUACCAUAAUAGUUAUACAGACAUCUUCCAAAAAUUUUAACUUUAUUUUAACGACAUCCCGACUGAAAUUCUAGGCAAUGCUUUUACUUUUGAUGACAUCCUGACUGAAAUUCUAUGCAAUUCGCUCUCUUUUAAUGACAUUCUUGACGUCAUUUAUUAGUCAUCGACUACUAUCAACGCUUUUAAUGACAUCCUGACUGAAAUUCCAGGUACUGCGCUCUCUUUUAAUGACAUCCUGACUGAAAUUCUAAGCAAUGCGCUCUCUUUUAAUGACAUCCUGACUGAAAUUCUAAGCAAUGCGCUCUCUUUUAAUGACAUCCUGACUGAAAUUCCAGGUACUGCGCUCUCUUUUAAUGACAUCCUGACUGAAAUUCCAGGUACUGUGCUCUCUUUUAAUGACAUCCUGACUGAAAUUCUAAGCAAUGCGCUCUCUUUUAAUGACAGUCUGACUGAAAUGCCAGAUGGUGCAUUGUAUUGCAAGUAUAUGUAUAUGGCAUUGAAAUGUUCCAUAUGUGUGAUCAAUGACACUGUGUUUGUUAGUAUUUGUUAAAGUAUCUGUUAAUAUGAGAUUUGUUAAUGAUUUAUCUAUCAUACUGUAAAUGUGGAUAUUUACGCGAGGGGGAAAUUUACGCUAAUUACGUGGAUCCCUUUUAAUCACGAAAAUUACCCCCCAUGUGUAUUAUUUUGAUAUUAAUUAGGGUAUACUGGAACUACAAACUAAGGUGGGUCGAUCACGAAAAUUACCCCAACGCGUAUAGUUUACAUAUGAAAAUCGCGAAAUUGACCACCCGUGAAAUUUAACCACAUUUACAGUAUAAUGCUUAUCAUGAUUAGAACUCCAUUUUUGAUAUCAUGUUAUUGUUUUUCAUAGAUUUUUGCUCAGAAGUUCUGUUAUGUAUUGUUUUACCUGCAAUAAAUGGCGAUCUUUGGUGUUUGUGACUGGAUUAGAUGCAGGUUUAACUGCACAGUGUCCAAAAGCCCGAGUUUCUUCUUGUCCUGACACCAUUUCUGGUAUAGGGUUGCCUGGUGGAAACUCGGGCUAAGUUUCCAAGAUUUCGGCUGCAGACAUUUUGUAGCAUGUAGUAGUUCAAAGAUUAUUGCUUUGGACAGUUUUAACCGUAGGGAUUUUAUAGUUUAGAACGGUAUUACUGUAUAGAUCUAAGACUACAAUGUACCAAUUAAUGUUAAUAGCAUCCCUCAGACAUCUGAAUAAUGUUUUCUGUGCAAUAUUCUCUAAUCAUGUAGUUAUAGAGCUUGCUCUGUAUUGACCUUUAUGUUUGAAGGUUAGAGGUCUAGGUCACUGUUGCUUUGAAUGAAAGGGGCCGCUGUGGCUGAGUGGUAAAGGUAUCCCAACACUUUAUCACUAGCCCUCCACCUCUGGGUUGCGAGUUCGAAACCCACAUGGGGCAGUUGCCUGGUACUGAUCGUAGGCUGGUUGUUUUUCUCUUGGUACUCCGGUCCUGUAAUUACCCUGGCUGUUAAUAGGACGUUAAACAAAACAAGCUAAACCAAACUUUGAAGAGAAAAUUGGCUUUUGUGUGUCAAACAGGAACAAGUUUAAUACAUGGCUCACAUCAUAUCAGAUAAUUAAAUCCCAUAUUACGUUGACACUUAUGUACAACAUACUGUUAAUAUUUACACAAAUCAUACACCUUUCUGAAAAAGUUGCAUUUAACAAGAUUUUUUUGAUAAUAUUUGCUUUGGAAU
Messenger RNA from Pecten maximus, 7511 nucleotides. RefSeq lists its product as uncharacterized. NCBI's taxonomy places the organism in Eukaryota, Metazoa, Mollusca, Bivalvia, Pectinida, Pectinidae. The transcript is spliced from 9 exons. The coding region runs from base 169 to 3795 and encodes 1208 amino acids. The record is from RefSeq and is a predicted model, not a curated record.